AUGGCUAAAUGCACCAAGAAGGUCAGAAUUGUGGGGAAAUAUGGGACCCGUUAUGGUGCCUCCCUCGGGAAAAUGGUGAAGAAGAUUGAAAUAAGCCAGCACGCCAAGUACACUUGCCCCUUCUGUGGCAAAACCAAGAUGAAAAGAGGAGCUGUGGGGAUCUGGCAUUGUGGCUCCUGCAUGAAAACCGUCGCUGGUGGCGCUUGGACCUACAACACCACUUCUGCCGUCACAGUAAAGUCUGCCAUCAGAAGACUGAAGGAGUUGAAAGACCAGUAGAAGCUUCACCAUCUGAAACAUUGCUAGCCUAUAAUAAAUGGGUUAAUUUAUGUAACAACAACAAAAAAAAAACACACAAAAA
Neomonachus schauinslandi (Hawaiian monk seal) is the source of this 361-nucleotide messenger RNA. Its product is annotated as 60S ribosomal protein L37a-like. Gene Ontology annotation, molecular function: structural constituent of ribosome. Lineage: Eukaryota; Metazoa; Chordata; Mammalia; Carnivora; Phocidae. Gene Ontology annotation, biological process: translation. The record is from RefSeq and is a predicted model, not a curated record. Gene Ontology annotation, cellular component: ribosome. The coding region runs from base 1 to 279 and encodes 92 amino acids. The transcript has a single exon.